Messenger RNA from Cucurbitaria berberidis CBS 394.84, 1101 nucleotides. RefSeq lists its product as uncharacterized. Bases 248 to 991 code for a protein of 247 amino acids. The record is from RefSeq and is a predicted model, not a curated record. The transcript has 2 exons. NCBI's taxonomy places the organism in Eukaryota, Fungi, Ascomycota, Dothideomycetes, Pleosporales, Cucurbitariaceae.
CCGAUGCUUACAUAUUACGCAGUGCUUGUCAUAAUAAAGCAUCGCUGAGGCUAAGAGCACGCAUGUGUAAUCUAUACCUCUCCGGAACCAUCAGGAAAGCGAUUGGAACUUGAAACUCGUAUCCGCCCCGCCACAUCACGGAACCGCGAAACUCCAAUUUCGCGAUAUUGUGAUUCGACACUCUAUCCUCUUCGUAUCAAAUGUAUUGAAUCUUUAGAAUACCAAGCAUUUUUCAGUUAGCUUGGCCAUGGCUUCAGCAUCGGCAAAUGAUGACAGAGCGGCGCAUUUUACGGAAGCUAUCGUUUCGCUUCAGCAAGCGAUACAAAGCUUCCAGACAGACAUUGAAACUGGCCGCCCGGAAGUCUUUCUCACGCCGAUGAGCCUCGAAUUGCGAGACGACAGUGCGCCGGUCGCCUUAAGGCUAACGUCUGUUAGCAAUGAAGUCCAGUCCCAGCUGAAAAAAUUAGAGGAGCAUCUCAGCACUUUAGAAAACCAGCUCCGUUCACGCGGACAAUGGCACGCGCCAACACGACAAUCAGCCACGUCCACCCCUACCAUCCUUGAAAUAUCGGAUCUGUCCACUGCGAUCAACUUGCUCGCCCACAUAAUCACCUCUACCUAUCCGUCUUGUCACAUGACGCCACAGUCAUUAUUUUCAACCUACUCAUGGUCUUGGGAUCCAGCCUGGCAUGAGUUCUACACAUACCUUCCAAGACAAAAUACUUACGUUUACCUCUCACAGUGGAAGUUAAAUGAAGUAAGAGGCGUGUGGGAAUAUGUGAGCAUGGCAGACGCGAACCUAAUGCCAGAUACAGCGGCGGAAAUGUUAGGAGCUUGGGAAGACUGGAUGUGGGAUCCAUCUCUGAAGGAGUGGCGCCUCGAAGUCAAAACAGAGGGUGGUGAUGGAGAAAGUUGCAUUUGUGCGAGUCGAUGGCAGGUACAAAACAAUGGAGAGUGGGUGUACGUCGGCAUACUUGGGAAUGUCGGGUAGUAAUAGAGCGCGUAUCAUAUCACAGAGAUUCAUGAUCCCAUCUACAUGGCGCCCGCAUCGGCUCGAGGGACGGUAGAGUCAUAGGGGUAUUCUGAAAACAUAAAGGUCGU